AAGAAAAUUACAGGGCGAAAAAUCAAAGAAAGCUAAAGAUGGAGGAGAAUAUUGGGUGCAAACAAACUAUCAAAACUGAACCCACUGCACCAUCGAACGAUGAUUGGAGAGCUCAACUUACGCCUACUAUUAGACACAAAAUUGUCAAUAAAUUAUUGUUAAAAUUGAUGAGUCGGGUGUCUUCUUCUGAUCCUAAUAGUCUCAAUCGAUUUACUAAUAUUGCGGCACAAGUUGAGGAAAAGAUCUUCCGCUACGCAACAACCAAGGAUAUUUAUCUAAAAGGAAUAUGCAAGAAGAUGGCAUUGAUGGAUAACUCAAGCAGCAGCAUUGUUGCUUCCUCAUCCAGCCAAGGUACAGAGCUUUCUGAGGCAGAUGCAACUGGGGACAGCUCAAGGUUGCGGAAUGUGCCUGGAUUUGCUCAUAACAUAAUGGGAAAUUCAGUAAAUCAGCUGCAACCAAUUAUUGCCACUACCAAGAGUGAGAUGUCUGCAAGCCAGCCUUUGCAACUGGUGGUUUCCCAGCCAGACCAACCUCAGCAGUUGCAAAAUCACCAGUUGCAAAGGCUGUACAAUAAUCGCCUUCCACAGAAGCAGCAGACUGGAUCACAAAAUAUUCAGCAACAACACAUGCAGCAGAAAAUUUCAUCACAACAGUUGCAUCAACAGGUGCCAGAGCAGCAGUCAAGUGCUACACUGUUUAAUUGGAAUCAGCAAUUUAUGCAGCAAAUAAAUACUUCAGAGCAGCAGCAAAAUUCCUUGAGUCAAGGGUACAAAUCAAAUACAUUCCAGCAGCCAUUUGGCUUGCCAAGUAAUGUUUCUGGAGUGUUGCAACUGCAAAAGGUGGUUGCACCUCAGUCAAAUGUCUUGAAACUACAGUCACAUCAGCCUCUGACACCCAUGCUUCGACCUGUGGAGGUCACUGCCGCACAACAUGAGGUCCCACAAACCUUACAGUCAACUCAGUUUCAUCAGCUACAAGGUUCUCCAAUGAAACUUAAUCUAUCAGAGGAAACUAUGCAGCAAAUGCUUCAGACAUCAGCUGUCUUGCUUCAGUCUCAGAAUGUAAUUGAUCAGCAGAAGCAAAUUCAAUCACAGAGAGUGCUCCAUGAAGAGUCAACAGCAUCAUUAGGUUCCUCUGCUCCAAACGAACUCACAAAUGUGGCUAAUUGGUAUGACUGGGCAUAUCAAAAGCUACAAUCUGUGAGGGAGAAUUGCUUAGAAGAUUUGGAAAGACUACAGAAGACAGCAGUUGACAUGUUUCAGCAGGCACAAAAUCCUGAAAAUUUCAAGAAAUCAAUUAUUUCAAUUGGGAAAAUGAUAACUUUUUUAAAACUUCCCAGAAGUGACAUUGUACGGUUCUCUGAGCAGAAAUUUCAGGGUUAUUUACAGGCAAUUGUUUUAUUUGUAUAUCAUAGUAACAUGAAGAAUAAAAAUUCUGUGCCUGUACAACAACAUGCACAGCAACUUCAACUUUCUGGUUGCCAAUCCCAACCAUCUCAGCUGCAGCAUAACAAAAAUGUGAGACCCCACUUUCAUCCAGUGAAGUUACCCUCAAGAAGCACUCCAAUUGGUAUAUCUCCACUUUCAGAAAUAGAGCAAGGGUUUCCUAAUUCACAACCAACAAUGAUAAAUUCACUUCAGUCUGGGUCUCAAACGAGAUUGGAGAAAAGAAAUGUUUUUAGUCCAUUGCAGCAUGAUUAUCCAACACCUGUGCACCAAGCAAUCACCGGUUCAUCAAAACAGACAAAAUUUUCUCAUAAUUCCAGUCUGAAUACACUUGAUUCCACUAUAAAUUCGUUUCAAAAGAGUUCUACUAUCAUCACUUUCCAGCAACAGAAGCAACACAAAAUACAUCAAACGAUGCAGCCACAGAACCUAAAGCAAGAAAAUCAACUUCAGUCGAUUCAGCAAAGGAAGCAACAGGUGUUUACAGAAGAUGCCCAACCCAGUAUUAGUUCAGGAUUUCUUCAGUGUUGUCACUCAAUUGACUCGGAACAUCCUGAUCAAACUCAACCACCAAGAAAUCCUGUCCAAUUUCAUUCCACCUCUCAAAUAUAUCAGAGUUCUUCUCUUCAAGUUAGCCAACAAAAUCUAGGGUCACCUCUUUCAAAAGCUGGUACAGUGUUUCCAUCUGCAACACCAGUAGACCUUGAGAAACGCCCCUCUUCUGUUUCUGUACUUUCAAACUCAGAUUGCAAUCAGCAAACAGCUGCUCCAAAGCAGCCACUUGAGCGCUUACUUAAAGCGGUUGAAUCAGUUUCACAAAAAGCACUGAGUGCCUCUGUUCAAGAAAUUGAUAUGAUAGCUGGAACCACAAUUGAUAAUGUAUCCAAAGGUUCUGUUGGUGGGGGUUUGGCGUGUAGAAUGAGAUGUCAAAUACAAGCAAAGAACUACAGGUUGCAAAAUGGACAUGUUUUUGUGGACAAGAUGAAGCACCAGAUCAGUUACAUGGCCCAUAAUGCAACUUUGUUAUCUGCCAAUGAAAUUUGUAGUUUUAAGCGGUUAGCUGAUGAUUUAAGUGACCUAGAUUCAACUGCAAGAUAUCAGAUCAAGCGGCCCAGGAUUGAGCCAAAAAAUGAACUCUGGAAUGAAAUCAAAUGCAUAAACCAGCAGUUAGUAGAAACCAUGAUAGAUUUAGAUUCAACUGAAGAUCUUGCUUCUAUUGAAAUUGGUGAAGGAACUGUUAUCAGAUGCUCCUAUAGCGCUGUGGCUCUGAGUCAAAAUUUGAAGUUGCUGUAUGCUUCAUCCCAUAUGCUGCCAGUGCUUUCUUUAUGGUUGCUUGUUCCUGCUGAUUACCCGAAUUCUUCUCCUACAAUCUUUGAUGGGAUGACUGUCCGCUGGAGCCAUGACAAUAAGGAGUCUAAAGAACUAUCGGAAAAUGCAAAGUUAAAGUUCAGCGUUGUUCUGCGCAUCCUUUCAGAGCCCAUAUCUCUUGGAGAGAUGGCGAGAGCUUGGGAAUUCUGUGCCCGUGAAGUAUUUCUUGAGAAUGCUCAGCAUAUUGGAGGAGAGUGCUUUAGUUCAAGAUAUGGUCGGUGGGAGAACUGCAUUACUGGUUGAUCUUUGUUGUCCACUAAAUGUGCAAAACUAAGAACGUUUGUAAAGAGCUUUAUUCUGUAUAGUUUUGCCUUGUAAAUUAGAUUACCAUGCCAUUUUCCUGUUACUUAGCAUCCUGUGUUUUAUAGUAUAAUUUAUAAUGUUAAAUGUGUAGAGUUUAUAGGCAAAGCCAAUAACAAGGUUUUAUGUAUCUACUUUAUUUUUUUU
Molecule: messenger RNA, 3260 nt
Organism: Quercus lobata
Lineage: Eukaryota; Viridiplantae; Streptophyta; Magnoliopsida; Fagales; Fagaceae
Product: mediator of RNA polymerase II transcription subunit 15a-like
Exons: 12
Coding region: 39-3056 (1005 amino acids)
Biological process (GO): regulation of DNA-templated transcription
Molecular function (GO): transcription coactivator activity; chromatin DNA binding
Source: RefSeq, a predicted model, not a curated record